Messenger RNA from Centropristis striata (black sea bass), 1605 nucleotides. It is a transcript of the gene ccr9b, whose product is annotated as chemokine (C-C motif) receptor 9b. Lineage: Eukaryota; Metazoa; Chordata; Actinopteri; Perciformes; Serranidae. Gene Ontology annotation, biological process: inflammatory response; immune response; chemotaxis. Bases 166 to 1278 code for a protein of 370 amino acids. The record is from RefSeq and is a predicted model, not a curated record. Gene Ontology annotation, cellular component: membrane. Gene Ontology annotation, molecular function: C-X-C chemokine receptor activity; coreceptor activity. The transcript has 3 exons.
AGUGAUAUGUGUCACACGUGACCAUGUGGUUAAAGGGAAACCAUAUAAGCAAGUGAACAUGAGUCUGGUUGUUAAAGUUACAAGUUGAACAACCCAGACAAAGAAACAGAACUGUGACUCAGAGGUUGCUGCUCUCUACUGUACGUCUCAUCACUGACUGAUAACAUGGAGGAGCCAUUUACAACUUACAUAACCACAGGAACUGAUUAUGCUGGGACUGAUGCUUCAGAUUACCCAGAUGACUAUGGUUCCGAUCCCACUGAACCCUCCGGCAUGUGUGACAGAGGCUGGGUCAGGGAUUUCCGUGGGCAGUAUGAGCCACCCCUCCUCUGGAUCAUCUUCAUCCUCGGCGCUGUGGGUAACCUGCUGGUGGUUUGGAUCUACACCACCGUGCGUAACCGCCUGAAAACAAUGACCGACGUCUACCUGCUAAACCUGGCUGUGGCUGACCUCCUCUUCCUGUGCAUGCUGCCCUUCUGGGCUGUCGACGCCAUCAAGGGCUGGAACUUUGGCAUCAGUCUGUGCAAAAUAGUGUCAGCCGUCUACAAAAUCAACUUCUUCAGCGGCAUGCUCCUCCUCACCUGCAUUAGCGUGGACCGCUACAUUGCUAUUGUACAAGUCACCAAGGCCCAGAACCUGAAGAAAAAGAGGCUGUUCUACAGCAAGCUCGCCUGCCUUUUUGUCUGGUUUCUCUCCAUUCUUCUGGCCCUCCCUGAGUUCAUCUUCGCCCAGGUGAAGACGGACCGAAGCGGGCAGUCCUUCUGCACUCUGGUCUACUGGAACAACACGUACAACCGGACUAAGAUCCUGGUUCUGUCCCUGCAGAUCUGCAUGGGCUUCCUACUUCCUCUACUCGUUAUGAUCUUUUGUUACUCCGUCAUCAUCCGCACACUUCUGCAAGCCAAGAGUUUUGAAAAGCACAAGGCCCUACGUGUCAUCUUUGCUGUGGUGUUCGUGUUCGUCCUCUCUCAGCUGCCUCACAACAGUCUGCUGAUAGUGGAGGCCACGCAGGCAGCCAACACAACCAUCACCGACUGUGACAUUGUAAGUGGUUUUGAUAUAGCCGGACAGAUUGCCAAGAGCCUGGCGUACACUCACGCCUGCCUGAACCCAUUCCUGUACGUCUUCAUUGGAGUGCGGUUCAGACAAGACCUGAUGAGGAUUGUGAAGAUGUGUGCUGGAGGUCUUGGCAAAGGAGGGCUCAGUAAAAUGCAUGCAGUUCCCAAACGCCCCUCUGUCAUGUCGGACACUGAUACCACCCCAGCCCUUUCAAUAUAAAUGUCUAAUAUCCCCUAAAAUCCUAAACCUGACACCUGAGCCUUAUGGAUGAUCAGUUGUCAUCAUGUUCCUCAUGCGUUACUUGCUUCUAGCAGAGCAACGAUAACAUUUUCAACUUAGAAAAGCAAAAAAAUCUCUGGAGUUUGCAUUCAUUACAUUUAUAAUCUGACAGUGUCAUGCGCACAUUUUUUUCUGGAAUCAUGUAUAAAUUUGUACAUUCGUGUAAAUACUGUCUUUUUUUAAGUGUUGGUAGUUUUACAUUUUUUUCAUCAUGUAGUUCUCGUGUGCUGCUGUAACUGAAUAAAAAAAUCAGUUGAAAAAAAAAUA